UUCAUCUCUUCUUCAUCGCUCAACGUCCUCAGCGAACUCGACGUCUCAGUCUCCGCCCAAAUCGCGGUUAAAUCGAUUGUUUCUCGUGUUCGUUUCAAGUUAGAAUAACCAAAUCUACAAAAUGAAGCACCUCGCAGCUUACCUUCUCCUCGGCCUCGCCGGCAACGCCUCUCCUUCCGCUGCUGACAUCAAGAAUGUCCUCUCUUCCGUUGGUAUCGAUGCCGAUGAGGAGCGCCUCACCAAGCUCGUCGCUGAGCUCGAGGGCAAGGACAUCCAGGAGUUGAUCUCCCAGGGUGCUGAGAAGCUCGCUACCGUUCCCACUGGCGGUGCUGGCGGUGCCCCUGCCGCUGCUGCUGCCGGCGGUGCUGCCGCUGAGGCCGCCACUGAGAAGAAGGAGGAGGCUCCUAAGGAGGAAGAGGAGUCCGAUGAUGACAUGGGCUUCGGUCUCUUCGACUAAGGGCCUUAAAACGGGGACGAUAAAAUUUUCACUUAUAAACGGGGAGCAGAGAUCUGGCAGUCAUACCAGCAGUAUGGUGGGAAAUUGGUAUAAAAUAGCUACUCUAUUGCAUGUUCCAAGGCUGUUUUCGCAGUUACGAAUUAUGCACGCUUGAGCUGAAAAAGAGCUCUUAGCUGAAUACAGAUUAUCUGGCCUCG
This is a messenger RNA of Monascus purpureus, 654 nucleotides long. NCBI's taxonomy places the organism in Eukaryota, Fungi, Ascomycota, Eurotiomycetes, Eurotiales, Aspergillaceae. The record is from the annotation of a GenBank genome assembly.